Molecule: messenger RNA, 3069 nt
Organism: Coffea arabica (coffee)
Lineage: Eukaryota; Viridiplantae; Streptophyta; Magnoliopsida; Gentianales; Rubiaceae
Product: phosphatidylinositol 4-kinase gamma 4
Molecular function (GO): protein binding
Source: RefSeq, a predicted model, not a curated record
GUAGGGAAGCAGUAAGCAUGGAACCAAAGGCCAACGGCUAUAAUUCCGCUCCCUCGCCUCUUUCAGUCUCCGCGACAUUUUUACCGGAAAAUUCAAAAAACGGGCGAAGAAUUCGGACCUGCUCUCAGCACUGAAUUCACAAGUCACCGGGUAACUGAGAAUACCAAAUUGCUAUAAUCUCGGAAAAUGCAGCAAAUAGUCCACAUUUUCCAAGUCCCCCCAAUUAUUCGCAGGCUUUGAAUCUCAUCCUUUUCUCGGCAUAUAAGCUCAUCUUCUGCUACCCAUUUACCUUUUGAUUCUUUCCGAUGCGGUAAGAAUCCUCACUUCUCUGGAAAGAAAGAUUUCUCCCCCCCUUGAACACACACCAAAAAAAAAGCCCAUCAAUCUUAUUGCUCUCAUUCUUGUGUUGAUGUUGAUGUAAACCCUCUCAAAUGCUUGGGAGGGAAAGGGGAAAUUGCACUGAAAUAUUGGAUCUUUGGAUUAGAAAGUGUGGGAAAAAGAAAGGAAGCUCUUAUCUUUUGAGUUUUUUUUUUUGUUUUUUCCCUUGUUUUCAUACCUCUACAUUCAGGUGUUGUGAAAAUUUUCAAAGGGCAUUAUUUCCCUUGGUUUAAAGUUUUUUGCCCUUUGGGUUCUUGUUAUUACCUCACAAGACCCCUCUCAAAUGCUUGGGAGGGAAAGGGGAAAUUGCACUGAAAUAUUGGAUCUUUGGAUUAGAAAGUGUGGGAAAAAGAAAGGAAGCUCUUAUCUUUUGAGUUUUUUUUUUGUUUUUUCCCUUGUUUUCAUACCUCUACAUUCAGGUGUUGUGAAAAUUUUCAAAGGGCAUUAUUUCCCUUGGUUUAAAGUUUUUUGCCCUUUGGGUUCUUGUUAUUACCUCACAAGAACCUGACUAGUUUUAAGGUUUAUACUUUGAUCUCCUUUCUGGGGGUUUUUUUUUAAUUAGAUUAUUGUUAAUUCUAUUGUUCUGUCUCGUACUGUACAUAAUACUUGAUCGUCAAGGUUGCAUUUUGGGGUUGAUACUGAAAAAAUUGAAUUGGUCGUUCAAAAAAGAAAGGCUCAUCAGGGGUAGGCUGAUAAUAGUACCAUGUCUGUUGCUGAUGUCGCUUUGAGCCCAAUUAGUGAAGAAUCAGUGAGGUCUAGUGGGUAUAUCAUCAACCGGUUGCAUCUUACCUCCGGUGAAUCUAUUGUGAUAUACCUCACUCUUGCUGGUUCUGUCAUUCCCAUGAAGGUUUUAGAAUCUGAUUCAAUUGGUUCAGUCAAACUUAGGAUCCAAAAAUGCAAAGGCUGUGUUGUGAAAAGGCAGAAGCUGGUUUUUGGUGGCAGAGAACUAGCAAGAAGUGAUUCUCUUGUUAAGGAUUACGGUAUAUCGAGUGGGAACGUCUUGCACUUAAUUGUGAAGCUCUCUGAUACUGUUCUGGUCACGGUUAGGACCAUCUGUGAGCGAGAAUAUGAAUUUCAUGUUGAUCGUCAUCGGAAUGUUGGGUAUCUCAAGCGUGUGAUUGCCAAGAAAGCGGAAGGAUUUACUAAUACUGAGGAUCAGGAAGUUCUCUACAAUGGUCAGAAGCUUGAGGAACAUAGACUGAUUGAUGAUGUAUGCAAGUUUUCUGAAGCUAUUCUCCACUUGGUAGUUGAAAAUUCUGCAAAAGUUCGGGCUAAGCCUAUUGAGAAAGAUGUUGAAUUCUCAAUUGUGGCUGCAAAUUGCAGUGAGAGGACACAUGAAGAAAAAGUGCAGGAAGAAAAGGAACAAACUACGGACUAUCAAGUGACAUCUUGGAAGCCACAGGACAAAAGCAGUUUGCUGGAACCAGUCAUUGUAAAUCCAAAGGUGAAAUUUCCCUUAUUUGUGCAGCAGAUGAUUGAUUCUGUAUUGGAAGGAUUGGAGAAUGGAAGACCACCUUUGCGAUCAUCUGAGGGUACAGGAGGAACUUACUUCAUGCAAGACGCGUCAGGAGAUAAAUCUGUUGCUGUUUUCAAGCCCAUAGAUGAAGAACCAAUGGCUGUAAAUAAUCCUCAUGGGCUACCUUUGUCAUUGAAUGGUGAAGGAUUGAAGAAAGGGACCAGAGUUGGAGAGGGAGCCUUAAGGGAAGUUGCAGCCUAUAUACUUGAUCACCCAAAGAAUGGGCCACGCUGCCUGUCAAAUUGGGAUGUUGGUUUUGCUGGUGUUCCCCCCACAUUAAUGGUUCAAUGCUCACACAAGGAGUUCUAUCAUCCAGAAGGGUAUGAGAAUCCACAUAACUAUAUGAAGCUGGGAUCUCUGCAGAUGUUUAUGAGUAAUUCUGGGAGCUGCGAGGACAUGGGUCCUCGAGAUUUUCCUGUGGAGGAGGUUCACAAAAUCAGUGUCUUGGACAUAAGAACUGCAAAUGCAGAUAGGCAUGCUGGAAAUAUAUUGGUAACCAGAGAAGGGAAACAAGGGCGAAUCGAGCUUAUCCCAAUUGACCAUGGAUACUGCUUGCCUGAGAUUUUUGAAGAUUGCACAUUUGACUGGCUUUACUGGCCACAAGCCCGUGAACCUUUCUCGCCAGAGACCACUAGCUACAUAAACACUCUUGAUGCUGAGCUAGACAUCAGACUACUUAAAUUCUAUGGGUUGGAUCUAUCCCUGAAAUGUGCUCGAACAUUCCGCAUCUCCACCAUGCUUCUGAAGAAAGGGGCAGCCAGAGGGCUCACUCCCUUUGCCAUUGGAAGCAUGAUGUGCAGGGAAUCCUUAAACAAGAAAUCCAUGAUAGAAGAGAUCAUUCAUGAAGCUCAAGAAUCCAUGCUCCCGGGCAUGAGUGAAGCUGCAUUUCUUGAAAUGGUAUCUGACAUUAUGGAUAUUCAGCUUGACAAGCUCAUUGAAUCACCAUCAUAGGGUUUCUAGUGUAUAUGUAUAGAACGUCCAAUUAUAUAGGUGGACUGGAGUUGGUGCCUUUCUGCAUUCCGUUUGAUUUUGGGUGUCAGCUGAAUUGCUUCCAUAUUUACUCAGAGAAGCAGGACUAAAUUAAGAAUAAAGAGGUCGUUGUAAAACUAAUACUAUUAAUAGUGGAGGAAAAGAGGAAAGUAAGAAAGAAGAACAACUAUUCUUUCAUACUCAAA